Messenger RNA from Bufo gargarizans (Asiatic toad), 1281 nucleotides. RefSeq names its product squalene synthase-like. The transcript has 8 exons. Lineage: Eukaryota; Metazoa; Chordata; Amphibia; Anura; Bufonidae. Gene Ontology annotation, cellular component: endoplasmic reticulum membrane. Gene Ontology annotation, biological process: cholesterol biosynthetic process; farnesyl diphosphate metabolic process. Gene Ontology annotation, molecular function: squalene synthase [NAD(P)H] activity. The record is from RefSeq and is a predicted model, not a curated record. Bases 1 to 1227 code for a protein of 408 amino acids.
AUGGACUUCCUGAGGUCUCUAGGACACCCGGAGGAGAUCUACGACCUGGUCAGGUUCCGGCUGGGCGGCUGUCGGCUCGUGCUGUCUAAGCAGGACCGGGAGUCCAUGAGCGACAGCCUGCAGACCUGCUACAGGUACCUGGACCAGACCGGCAGGAGCUUCGCGACUGUCAUCCAUACCCUGGACGGAGAGCUGAGAAAUGCCGUGUGUAUCUUCUAUCUGGUGCUUCGAGCUCUGGACACCGUGGAGGACGACAUGACCCUCAGUCUGGAGACCAAAGUCCCCAUGUUACAUAACUUCCACACGUACCUGUACCAGGAGGACUGGAGGUUUCCAGAGAGCAAGUAUAAGGAUCACGUAGUUCUGCGGGACUUCCCCACGAUUUCCCAGGAGUUCAGAAACCUGCCGGUGGGUUACCAGAAGGUGAUUGCAGACAUCUGUCGUGAGAUGGGGAUGGGCAUGGCAGAGUUCUUGGAGAUGAAGGUGGAAUCUCUCCUGGAUUUAGAUAAGUACGGUCAACUUGCGUCUGGAUUAAUGGUGAUCGGUCUGUCCCGGCUGUUUUCUGCCUCAGGACUGGAAGACGCCAGCAUUGGCGAGGAUAUAAGACUCUCAAACUCUGUUGGGCUCUUCUAUCAAAAAGUAAACAUCAUCCGAGAUUACCUGGAAGACCAGCUGGACGGAAGAGAGUUCUGGCCCAGAGAGGUGUGGAGCAAAUACGGCAAAAAUCUGUCUGACUUUGCCAAGCCGGAGAACAUAGUGCCGGCUGUGCAGUGCUUGAAUGAACUGGUGACCAAUGCUCUGCAGCACGUGCCCGAUGUCCUUCUCUACCUGUCCCGGCUGAGGAACCAGAGGGUGUUUAACUUUAAUGCCAUCCUACAGGUCAUGACUAUGGCCACACUGGCCACCUUUUAUAACAACCCGCAGGUGUUUAAGGGAGUGGUGAAGAUCCGUAAAGGACAAACUGCGACGCUGAUGAUGGACACCACCAACAUGCAGGUGGUCAGAGCCGUCAUAUACCAGUAUGCGAAUAAGAUCUAUCAGAAGAUCCCCCUAAGAGACCCCUCCGCUGGACGCACAAAGAAGAUGGUCUCCACAAUUCAGAAGCUGAGUUUGUUCGGUGGCCCCCUGAUGUCCCGCUACAGCUUCUUCCCCACUUACCUGUCACAUGCGGUCCUUUUCGCCGCCCUCAGCUGGCUGUACCUGAGCACAAUCAAAGCACAAAGUUAGUCAGCACAGCUGUAAAAUGAAGUGACUGCUCGGGUGCGGGUACUGCAAACGUAC